CUGAUUGUUGCCACAUCCGAUGGAGGCGUUUGGAAUUCGAUCAAUGUAGAUGUUUUGGUUCAAGAUCGGUUGAAUGCCUUUUCUGUUAUUUUCAUGAAUUGCUAGAUCAAUGUUUCACUAUGCUUCCUCAGGCUGGGCCACCAAUGCAAGUGGCUGUGCCUCAAAGACGUGCUAUAGUCCAGCCCAUCCUCAUGCAUCAGCAUCAGCCACCUGAAGUGCGUAUUGAAGUCGAAGGACAGAGUGUGAUGCCUGCAAUGUCUGGUCCUCCUGGUUUCUUGAUGCCCGGAGUGCCUCAGGUCUUUCAGGCAGACCAAGACGCAGUUGAAAUUCACAUCUCUCAACCUCCAGUCGUAGCUCCUUCACAGCCUCCCCAACCACCAAUGCCACCCCUGUCGCACACCACUGCGUUUGUUUGCUCAAACUGUGGCCGCAGAUACCCCUGGCCGGGGCCACCACGCUGCAACUGUCACGGGCCAUCUCCUGAGCCAGAUCCACGAGAUGUCGAGCCAGCUCCUGAGUCGAAUGACCAGUUGUGGCAGGCUGCCCGUGAUGCAAACAGGCAACUAGUGGAGCAGUUGUUGAGCCAACCGGGCUUUGAUGUUAACUACGCAAGGGUGUUCGACAACGCGACCUUGCCUCACGAAGUGACAGUUCUGGGUGCCGCAAUGUUGGGUGAGAAUAUGGGGGUCGUGAAGUUGCUCCUUAAGAGCAAGGCCCAGCUGCAGCAAGUUGAUGUGGAGAUUCUGUCCAUGCUGCUGUGUCGGCAAAUCAAGGACCAACCGGCAAAGGAUGCUGACGACACAAGGGGGACUAACAACCAACGUGACUGUCACAAACUCAAGCAGUUGUGGUGGGCUGCCUAUGAUGGAUUUGCCAGUACGGUGGACAAUUUGUUGAAAGAUGAAAUUGUCUAUUCUUGGUACAAGCGGUUCGGCGAUACGACCUUUCCUCACGAAGUGACAGUUCUGGGUGCCGCAAUGUUGGGGGAGCAUGCGAGGGUUGUGAAGUUACUCCUUAAGAGCAAGGCACAGCUGCAGCAAGUUGAUGUGGAGAUUCUUUCCCGGCUGCUGUGUAGGCCAGACAAGGAAGCCACGGAGAUUGUGAAGGCACUCCUGGUGGAGACGGAGGGGGGCGAAGGUUUGGGCAAGCUGCGCAACAGAAUUGGUUGUGUUCUGGCCCCAUUGGAUGGCCUGGAUGUGACGCCAAAAUCUGAGCAGUGGUGGACAGGACCAGCGAUGCAAUAUUACAAUGACCUGGAACAUCAGAGUAUGUUUUAUCCUACCUUUGCCCAAGUGAAGCACUGCAUUCUACCACUACCACCUCGACUUGCAUAUGACCCAAAAAUACUUGCGGCUUUGGUUUCAACUGACAAUCUCGAGAUGCUUGACUUAGAUGUUGUGAAUGCGAUCAUCUCGGUUGCGUGGGUUCAACACAUUAGGAGCAGUGUCAUCGACAAUCUCGUAAACGUUGUGAAUGUGGUCUUACUGUGUUGGUUGUCCUACAACUACAGUAGCAAUCCCAGCUCAUCAGAUCUCACCCUUGCAUGGAUCCUGGCGAUCCUGCACUUGAAGGAGACUUGUGAAUGUUUGGCUUCUGUGUGGCACAUUAUGGUCGAAAGAUCUACAAAAGGUACUUUCCUGAUAGAACAGAUUGAUAUUUACAACUGUGUUGACAAUGUCUACACGGUAAUUGGAACGAUCGUACUUGGACAGCAGCUGGCAUGGUGGCACAUUGAUGAAGCUUCGAACAAGGCCCUCCUGGCCCUUUUCUGUGGCAUGGCGUGGCUCAGAUUACUCGCCAGCCUUCGAGGAUACACAUGGCUUGGGCUCAGGUUCCUGCCCAUCAUUGGUGCCAUCUUGGAUUCAGCAUCCUUUUUCUUCAUCACCGGCACAUGUCUUUUGGCCUCCGCACAUGCUUACUACCAAAUGGGUCCUCGAAAAGAGGAUCCGUUGCCGCUUUUCUCUGCGUUUGUCAUCCCAUUUCGACUUGGAAUCCUGGGUGAUUUCGACCUCUUCGAAUUUGAAGGAAAGGACACAAAGUACGUUGAAGGAAAUGACACAGAAACAGAUGAAGUAUCAUGGGUACCAAAAGAUCCUGAGCCAGGUGAUGACCACCUCUUCAUCAUGGUGAUUUUCUUCGUGACAAGCAUUGGCAUUUCAUUUGUGCUUAUGAACAUCUUUAUUGCUGUGCUAACGCAAAACUUGCAACUAUUCCAGAAUAGGGAUCGGCUGUUGUUGACCAAGUCAAGGGCCAAGAUGGUGCUAGAAUGGCAGAAACGUCCAUUGACACGCUUACUACAUUGUAUCUUAGGUCGCUGCUGCCAGCUGCGUUGCAAGUACAAGCUGAAGGACACCAUCUCAACUUCAGGACCAACCUGGACAUCCGACGUGCCUGCAAUGGCCCUCUUUUGGAGCCUGUCUCCGCUGCGUGUUGUUUUCGGCAAUUAUGGUCAUACGUGGAUUUGGCAUCAAUGCACAAAUCACCGGAUCACAGUGCUCCUUUUCUAUUUGUCUCCUUGGUUGCUUUCGGUCUCAUUGGUCAUGAUGAUCCUUUGUUUGACUUGCGGUUUCUUUUUUCGACUAUCUGGCAUUCAACAUGAGAUGCGAGUCCUAUUUUUGGGCAUUUGCGGUUGGAAGACGGAUUCCGAUGAAACAGAUCCGCCAGAACAAGUCACCGCAUAUCGAGCUAAGCAAUGUGUCAUCCACGUUUUUGUCAAUGAAAACGAGGAGCACCGCAGCCAGGGUGCACAUUUCUGGCAGCACUUGGAAAGACAAACCCAUGCAAGCAUGGAAAAGGCGAUGGAGCGUGAUUGUCAGCAGUGGAAGGCCAAAGCCAAGGAAGAAGCCAAGGAAGAAGUCAAGGAAGAGCUUCAAAAGAAAGAAUUGUUGAUUGACGCUCACAAAGAAGAGAUUGAAAAGUUAAAAGAGCGGUUGUGGAGAGGGGUUCAAAGAUAUGCUCACCAGCUGCCAGAGGCUGAACGAAUCUCUGCUCGACUGCGGAGCGAUCGACGGGUUCAAAGCCAGGGAGAACGACGCUCCGCUCGACUGCGGAGCGAUCGACGCACCAACAGCCAGCCUCCUCCAUGCAUGGCAUGGGAGCUUCUUCAGAAAGACAAAGAUCACAAGGAAAAGCUUGAUGAGAGAGGUCUGGCGCACGAAGCAGAGCUUCGUCAGACGGAAGCUCACAAAGGAGAGCAUGAUGAGAAAAAAGAAGAAGACGAAGAAGACGACGAAGAAGAAGACGAAGAAGAAGAAGACGAAGAAGAAGAAGCUCACACGCACGAAAAAGAGACUGAGGAGCCAGCGGCGAGGAGAGGCCAAAGCCAGCCUCCUCCAUACCUUGGAUGAAUGAUGACGUCUCGGACGAUCCAAGGAGCAUGGAGU
Durusdinium trenchii is the source of this 3383-nucleotide messenger RNA. The record is from the annotation of a GenBank genome assembly. Lineage: Eukaryota; Dinophyceae; Suessiales; Symbiodiniaceae.